Lathyrus oleraceus (garden pea) is the source of this 681-nucleotide messenger RNA. Its product is annotated as protein MAIN-LIKE 1-like. Lineage: Eukaryota; Viridiplantae; Streptophyta; Magnoliopsida; Fabales; Fabaceae. The transcript is spliced from 3 exons. Bases 1 to 681 code for a protein of 226 amino acids. The record is from RefSeq and is a predicted model, not a curated record.
AUGGUUCCCGAGUCACCAGAGGUACCUGAGGCACCAGAGGGACCUCAUAUUGAUGUGCCAAUGCCACCUCGGGUUAUUGAGGCUGACGAGUCAGGGUCAUCUCAGGUUGCUGAGGCUGAUGAACUAAUGCCACCUCAAGUAUUUAGAGGAGGCCCUAUAGAGUUGUCAUUGUUGUCUCUUUAUUCGAACCAUACUGCCAAACAUAUCUGGAACAAAGAGGACCGUGAUCCGCUAAAAAUUAUUAACCAUGCGUGGAAGAUUACUGGCUUGCCUCAGCCAACUGACAAGUGGUUUCAGGCUGCUUUGUCUCUAUUUGGGAUGAAGGACUUGUGCAAGACCAAUUGUGUUACGGUUAACCAAGGUAUGCUUAAUGCAUUCGUGGAGAGAUGGCACACUGAGACGUCAUCAUUUCAUAUAACACUUUGUGAGAUAUCUAUCACACUCGAUAAUGUGUCGUGUUUGCUGCAUCUUUCGAUUGGGGAGAAACUUCUAGAUCAUGGGAGGAUUAGCAAAGAUGAGACACUUAAGUUGAUGGUAGACUAUCUUGGACUUGACCUAGAGGCUUCCAUGAGGGAGAUGGAAAAAACCAUAUGGGCUCAUGCUAGGUUUGAAUUCCUGAAAAAGGUUGCCCUAGUAUCUGGUGGUCUGAGUUCCAAUUGGAAAAAACUUAGCUUCGUGUAA